CGUUCUUCUUCCCGAUUGCUGAUUCAUUCAUCAACAACACACCUUACAAUCAACACCUUCGAACCGGCUGAUCACCAUGUUUUCCGAAAUCACCAUCGCACAGUCCUCCACACCCUUUGAACGAAUCGGAUUUGGCUCCUGUGGCAGCGUCUGGGCAGACACAUCACGAUAUCCCGACAUCGACCAAUGCGACUCCUCUUUCUGCAUCAACAUUCCAAGCCACACGGCCUUCCUCAACCCCGGAGCACCAACAUGGGGCGAUAUUAUCCCUCGACUACCCGCCGACUCCAAGCCCUGCCAGGCUUUGGUCAGCGAGCGCAUCUUGCCUGUGCCUCGCCCGGUCCGAAGGUUGCUCGUGGAGCGAUUCUGGAAUGGCCCAGCGGAUAAGAUGGAUUCCAUCAUCAACGACAAGCGAAACGAACACUGCUUGAUACGCCCGUAUAUCGGCCGUCGCCGCACCGGAGCCAACGCCAACAGCACGGGCCCGGGAGGACACAGACGGAGCAUGCUCAGAUCAAUCAGCCUCCGCAACUACCCCCUCCACCUUGACCAAAUGGAGGCGCUUGGGCUUCCCACGCGCGAAUACGCAAGCGCAAUAGCCGAUGCUCUCGCCUUCUUGCUUUGGGUUGCCGAAAUCGACGCCUGCGAUGUGGAAUACGUUCUUGCCCGGCCUCGAGCAUCGGGAAACGCAUCCCUCGGAACUCACUGCUCCACUGGCAGCUCGGCCCUGGGACACCAUGCGCUAUGGGUUCUGGAUUUUGACUGCUGUAAGCCGCUCCCUAUGACACUUGAAGGUGUUCAUCGCGCGGUUGAGCGGUUUUGGCGCAACAACCCAUUCUACCCCAACCCGGAUACAAAGUGUGAGGAGGAUGAGGCGCUUUGGGAGGUAUUCAGGGGUAUACUCGAAGUCUCGAAGAACUGA
This is a messenger RNA of Canariomyces notabilis, 922 nucleotides long. RefSeq lists its product as uncharacterized. Lineage: Eukaryota; Fungi; Ascomycota; Sordariomycetes; Sordariales; Chaetomiaceae. The coding region runs from base 77 to 922 and encodes 281 amino acids. The transcript is spliced from 3 exons. The record is from RefSeq and is a predicted model, not a curated record.